Molecule: messenger RNA, 4575 nt
Organism: Monodelphis domestica (gray short-tailed opossum)
Lineage: Eukaryota; Metazoa; Chordata; Mammalia; Didelphimorphia; Didelphidae
Biological process (GO): regulation of transcription by RNA polymerase II
Cellular component (GO): nucleus
Molecular function (GO): RNA polymerase II cis-regulatory region sequence-specific DNA binding; DNA-binding transcription factor activity, RNA polymerase II-specific
Source: RefSeq, a predicted model, not a curated record
CUGUUCCAGGGGCCCAGCGAUUCCUGACCCAGGUGUCCUGACCCCCAGCUCCUGCUUAGAGAUUCCUCAGUGCAACCCUCAGAGCCAGCCCUCUGUGAGGAUGGCUGAGCUCUGACUUCCUGCCCAGGACCCCCAGGAGCCAAAGUCCUUUCCAGGCCCCCUUCUUUGGCCCUUGGGCUGGUCCCCAUCAGGCCUUGGGCUCCCCGGCUCCAGUUCCAUUCAGGGAUUCCCAGCCUCAGCUGUGCCAGAGGGUCCCAGGAGCCCUUCCCCAGAACACUUGAGUCUCCCCAGGGUGCUGCCCUCCCUGCCAGGAGCUCUGGUGCCCCCUGAGCCUGCCCAGCCCCUCCCCAGGCUCCCCCUCAGCUGCCCCUUCCGACCCUCUUCUCUUCCCAGGCUCCCCCCUGAGCACAGGCUGCCUCUUUCCUGUAUUUCUCCCCUUCAGUGACUCAUUUUACUCUUUUACUGUCUCUGCUUUAAUGAACCUAAACCGUUCACAGGAAAAGCUGCUGGGCGGCUCCUUUCCUUGGCCUGAAGGGCUGACCUGAAUUUACUCGCCUGCCGUAUUCUCAGUAAACCUGAACCGAUUCAAGGUUCUCCCUUAUUGUGUCCAAACUCCUCAUUUAACCCUGGCAGAGACGAGGCCGGGAAAGCUGGAGGAGCUUCAGGGGGGACUCACUGGGGCUGCUUUGCUGCCUCCACAGGGAGCCUGGAGUGCCCGGGAUGGCCUUGGAGAGGGACAGACUCGCAGCCCAGGAGUUGGUGACAUUCAAGGAUGUGGCUGUGGACUUUACAAAGGAGGAGUGGUGCCUCUUGUCCCCUCCCCAGAAGGAGCUGUACAAGGAGGUGAUGCUGGAGAAUGCCCAGAACCUGCUCUCUGUGGAAGGAGAAAUCAGAUCUGAAAUUAAGGCAAAUCCAACAGACAUAAGCUUUCCAUUGGAAGAAGUGGAACUACAAAGAUUCAUGCGUGGUGGUCCCGGUAACUUUGCUUCCAGGGAAUUCUGUGUUGCACCUCAAAAUUCAUCUCAUAUUGAACAUCAAAGAAUGCACACUGAAGAAAAAUGUAGUGAACAUAAUCAGUUCAGAAAGACUUUUAUGCAAAGGGCCAGUCUUGCUGGACAUCAGAUAAUGCACAGUGAGGAGAGACCUUAUGAAUGCAAGCAGUGUGGUAAGACAUUCUGUCAGAGCUCCAGCCUUGUUGAACUUCAGACAGUCCACAAUGGGGAGAAACCCUUUCAAUGCAAGCAGUGUGGAAAGGCUUUCAUACUGAGUUCCAGCCUUGCUGAACAUCAGAGAACCCACUCUGGGGAGAAACCUUAUGAAUGCCAGCAAUGUGGAAAGGCAUUCAGGCGAAGUUCCAGCCUUGCUGAACAUCAGAGAAUCCACAGUGGGAUGAAACCCUUUCAAUGCAAGCAGUGUGGGAAGACAUUCUGUUGGAACUCUCAUCUUUUUGUACAUAAGAGAAUCCACAGUGGGGAGAAACCUUAUAAAUGCCAGCAGUGUGGAAAGACAUUCUCUCGAAGCUCCCAUCUUGCUGUACAUCAGCGAAUCCACAGUGGGGAGAAGCCUUAUGAAUGCCAGCAAUGUGGAAAUACAUUCAGGCAGAGCUCCAGCCUUGUUGAACAUCAAAGAAUCCACAGUGGGGAGAAACCUUAUGAAUGCCAGCAAUGUGGAAAGGCAUUCAGGCAGAGUUCCAGCCUUGUUGAACAUCAGAGAAUUCACACUGGGGAGAAACCCUUUCAAUGUAAGCAGUGUGGAAAUACAUUUAGCCGGAGGUCUAGUCUAGUUCUACAUCAGAGAAUCCACAGCGGGGAGAAACCCUUUCAAUGCAUGCUAUGUGGAAAGGCUUUCACACUGAAUUCUAGUCUUGCUGAACAUCAGAAAAUCCAUAGUGGGGAGAAACUUUAUGAAUGCCAGCAAUGUGGAAAAUCAUUCAGGCGGAGCUCCAGCCUUUCUGAACAUCAGAGAAUCCACAGUGGGGAGAAACCCUUUCAAUGCAAGCAGUGUGGAAAGACAUUCAGGCACAACUCCAGUCAUGGUAGACAUCAGAGAAUGCAUACUGGUGAGAAACCUUAUGAAUGCAAGCAAUGUGGAAAGACAUUCAGUUACAGUUCCCGUCUUGUUGUUCAUCAGAGAAUCCACACUAGGGAAAAACAUGAAUGCAAGCAGUGUGGGAAGACAUUCUAUUGGAGCUCCCAUCUUUCUGUACAUGAGAGAAUGCAUACUGGUGAGAAACCUUAUGAAUGCAAGCAAUGUGGAAAGACAUUCAGUUACAGUUCCCGCCUUAUUGUUCAUCAGAGAAUCCACACUAGGGAAAAACAUGAAUGCAAGCAGUGUGGGAAGACAUUCUACCAGAGCUCCCAUCUUUCUGUACAUGAGAGAAUGCAUACUGGUGAGAAACCUUAUGAAUGCAAGCAAUGUGGAAAGACAUUCAGUUACAGUUCCCGUCUUGCUGUACAUCAGAGAACCCACACUGGGGAGAAAUCUUAUCAAUGCAAGCAGUGUAGAAAGACAUUCAGACGUAGCUCUAGCCUAGUUCUACACCAGAAAACCCACACUGGGGAGAAAUCUUAUAAAUGCAAGCAGUGUGGAAAGACAUUCAGUCACAACUCUAAUCUUGUUACACAUCAGAGAACCCACACUGGGGAAAAACCUUUUGAAUGUAAGCAGUGUGGAAAGACAUUCAGUCGGAGCUCCAGUCUAGUUCUACAUCAGAGAAUCCACACUGGGGAGAAACCUUAUGAAUGUAAACAAUGUGGAAAGUCUUUCACAUUGAGCUCCAGCCUUGCUUUUCAUCAGAGAAUUCACACUGGGGAGAAACCUUUUGAAUGCAAGCAGUGUGGAAAGACAUUCAGGCAGACAGCUAAUCUUGCUAGACACCAAAGAAUCCACACUGGGGAGAAACCUUUUGAAUGCAAGCAGUGUGGGAAGACAUUCAGGCAGAGCUCCCACCUUUCUGUACAUCAGAGAGUCCACACUGGGGAGAAACCUUAUGAAUGCAAGCAGUGUGGAAAGAUAUUCAGUCGGAGCUCCAUUCUUGCUAUACAUCAGAAAACCCACAGUGGGGAUGAACCUUAAGAAUAAAAGCUAUGUGGAAAGAUGUUCACAUUUAGCUCCAGUCUUGCUAUUGUGUAAAGGAAAUUGUUCCUACCCCCUUUUCUGGAGCAGCAGUGUGUAAUUAGAAAUCUGUUACCCAAAACACUGAUUUUCAGCACCCCAUUCUUAUUCUGUUUUUAUGUGCUGAUGGUAUAAAUUUGGUGAAGCUCUUCCUUUUGCGUUCUUCUCAUCCUUUGAGAGCAGCUGAGAACACAGGGAUUAUUGAGCAGCUGCAAAACUUCAGUAAUUUGGUUCUAUUAUGCUAGUUAGUGUACUUUAUAAUAUAAUUGAAGUAUUAAACACCAUUUCAAAUUUUAUAAAUUUUAAAGUAGUCGGCAAACAUAGUAUAUGCACCUGGAUAUAGGUACUGAAUUUAAGAGUCCUCUUCAAUUCCAAAAGCUUUAAUUAAAAAUUCUAUACUAUUCAGAGGGGAAUGAACUGGCAGUGAGCAAUGCAGUCUAUAAAGCUAGGAAUUCACCUCCAGACUCUAAGGUUCCUUCCCUUCAUCAUCCAUCUGUAUUCCAUACAUCGCAUCUCUGGGAUCUCCCAUAGUGAGGGAGAACUUUGCACUGAGCAUAGUGUGGAGGAAUCUAAUUUUGGAUGUGUUUUUGAGACUGGACAGGUCAAAAUGGCAAGGGGAUGUAGGGAGAUGAAUUUCUCCCUUGAAUUUCAGGAGUAUUCUAGCUAAUUUCAAGGACCAGUGCACCUAGGAACAGUAGCUAUUUAAGAUUGCUCUUUCAUAAAAUGGGCCAUACUUGCAAUUUUACUUUCUGUCUAGUUUGAAGGAGUAACCUUCUUCACCCUCAAGAGGUAAAAUGCCAGAGAGCAGGUGUUUACAGGGAGCUGCUUUCAGACCACGUGGCUAGAGGCAAAAAUGAGGUUUAAGUGACUAUUGUGCUCAAGACCCUCUUGGGGGCUUGGAAAAAUGAAUGAGCAGACUACAGGGAGCAAAAUUGCACUAAACUUUUUGUUAAUUUCAGCUCAAUAAUCAACACUAAUUACAAAAUAUUGAGCUAAACUUGCUUCUAGUCUUCUGGAAUUUUAGGCUAGAGGUACAACUUUGUUGGAGUAUCUGGGUUGCUUCUUCCAGGUGAAAGAAGUCAGGAGUGUUAAAGGCUAAUUGUUGCUAAAAAAAACCACACCCCUGGUUUAUGAGGUCACAGUGAACAAUGGCUAUCCAGCUUUUGGCAAUGUAAGGGAAAGAGGGAUUUAUAACUUCCAAGCCUCAAGAGAGUAGCUCCAAGGAUUCCCAGCUUGUCAGCAACAGCAACAGUAGCAGCAAGAACACAACAGACGGUAAUGGAGAGAGGCAGGAUUGGGAGGAGCAGCCUGAAGAAGCAACACCUGGGAAACUGAAGAGUAUCCCCGGGGUGAAACAAGGCCAUGGCAGGAUAAAAGUGGUUUGUUUUCAAACUAAUCUCUUAGCAUUAAGGGUUCUGAACCACACUUCUGUGGUCAAAAUAAAUGUAAGUUUUAGAUUAA